AUGGCUAAGGUUGAGACAGGCAGUGUGUUGAACUGCUGUGAAGGGGAUAUUCUCCUCCUGCUGGAUUCUUCAGGAAGUUUAGCACACUACGAAUUCUCACACCUGCUGCGUUUCACUGCCGACCUGCUUCGGCCCUUCUCAUUGGGUCCUGGACAUGUGAAAGUCGGGCUGCUGCAAGUGGGCACAAGCCCAAAACUGGUGUUCGACCUGAACGCCCACGACAGUCAGGAAAGUCUGCAGAAGGCCCUGGAACAUGUCCACCAUCUGCAGGGAGACACCAACAAUGUGGCAGCACUCAGGGUGGCCCAGCGGCUCCUGACAGAGACAGAGGAGAGCCUGCCAAAGAUACUGCUGUGGCUGACUGAUGGAGCGCAGCCUGGAGACGUGGUCGAGCCUAUGACGGAGCUGAAGGAGAGGGGAGUUUCUGUGCUGAUCGUGUCCACAGUACAUGGCAACUACCAGGUGUUAAAGCAUGCAGUGACACCUCCUCUGGAGUCCCACCUGUACUUUGUGGACUUCGACAACAUCAACAUCAUCACAGAAGAUCUGAGGAAGGCCAUCAUCAAAAUCAUUCGCGCAGAACGACUGCAUGUGGUUCACUUGACCUCCCACAGUGCUGUGCUGCAGUGGCGUCCCAUUCUGACAGCAGACGGAGGUCAUUAUGAGCUCUGGUAUAACUCAACGUUGGAAACGGACCCCGAGACCAGACGUACCAUCUCAGGUGCCUCCAGCCGGGUGGAGCUGACAAACCUCCAGCCUGAUACCACCUACACAGCGUCCCUCCGACCAGAGUCCAAUCAGAGGCUGUUUGACACACUCUCUGUGACCUUCAACACACUUCCUGAUGUUUUAAGCCCGUCAGUGGUCUCCGUGUCAGACUCCAGCCCUCAUCAGAUCCGCGUGAGCUGGGGACCUCUGCAGCCGGCCCGCGUCCAAAGAUACACGGUGGAGUACGGAGCUAUUCCGAGUGGUCAAGUCCAGACUGUGACGUUUCAUAGCCAGAAGAAUUCUACUUUACUCACAGGCCUGGACCAGGGCACUCAAUACCUGGUAACAGUCAGCGCUCUGCAUGUGGAUGGAAAAGAAAGAGCCAUGUCAGUGAGGGCAUGCACACAGGAGGCAGCUCCGCCUGCUCUGGCCGACCUACAGCUGACCCCUGUGCAGUCUCAGGAGGUGCAGGUAGAGUGGAAGGCCCAUCAGGAAGGCUUGAAAGGCUACUGGCUCAAGUGGGAGAGAAAAAACUCCCAGGUGUCCUCCGUCUCCUCCGUCUACCUGUCUCCCAGCUCUAGUUCCACGCGGCUCACCCACCUUUCCCCGGGCAGCCAAGUGUGUGUGUCUCCGGUCUACAGCUCGGGCCUGGGUGACGGGUUGUGCUGCACUGCACUGCACACAGGUUAA
This is a messenger RNA of Limanda limanda (common dab), 1398 nucleotides long. RefSeq names its product von Willebrand factor A domain-containing protein 1-like. The record is from RefSeq and is a predicted model, not a curated record. Lineage: Eukaryota; Metazoa; Chordata; Actinopteri; Pleuronectiformes; Pleuronectidae. The transcript is spliced from 5 exons. The coding region runs from base 1 to 1398 and encodes 465 amino acids. Gene Ontology annotation, molecular function: protein binding.